AUGGCUUCUCGGUGGCCAGCUGUGGGGGCUUCCCUGCGUCGGAGGUCUCUCCAGAACCAGGAGCGGUUGGAGGAGAGCGAGGCCCUGCAGCCUGUAGCCAGCCACCUGGACACCUCCAGCGGGGCCCUGGGCUCCCUGCGCAGACAGUUCCAGAGGCGGCUGCCCCUGAGAGCAGUCAGCCUCAACCUCGGGGUGGGCCCCUCCUGGAAACGCCUGGAAACCCCAGAGCCAGGGCAGCAGGGCCUCCAGGCUGCAGCUCGCUCAGCUAAGAGCACCUUGGGUGCCAUGUCCCAGAGGAUCCAGGAGUCCUGCCAAAGUGGCACCAAGUGGCUGGUGGAAACCCAGGUGAAAGCCAGGAGGAGGAAGAGAGGGGCCCAGAAGGGCAGUAGCCCCCCAGCUCACAGCCUAAGCCAGAGGAGCACCUGGCUAUCUGUGGCCGCCCCUGCCCACUCAACCCUGGACCCCCGGGAGAAAGAGUACCACCGCCCGUCUGUCCAGAUGGGCCCCCAUGCCCACCCUUGGCAACGGUCCAGAAGGGAGGCUGCCUUCCGGAGCCCCUACUCCUCGGCAGAGCCCCUCUGCUCCCCUAGUGAGUCCGACAGUGACCUGGAGCCCGUGGGGGCAGGAAUCCGGCAUCUCCAAAAGGUGUCCCAAGAGCUAGAUGAGGCCAUCGUAGCGGAGGACAGUGGCGACAUGACUGUUUCUCUCAUCCGAGACUGA
This is a messenger RNA of Budorcas taxicolor (takin), 720 nucleotides long. It is a transcript of the gene PIMREG, whose product is annotated as PICALM interacting mitotic regulator. The transcript is spliced from 4 exons. Bases 1 to 720 code for a protein of 239 amino acids. Lineage: Eukaryota; Metazoa; Chordata; Mammalia; Artiodactyla; Bovidae. The record is from RefSeq and is a predicted model, not a curated record.